Messenger RNA from Wallemia mellicola CBS 633.66, 2592 nucleotides. RefSeq lists its product as hypothetical. The record is from RefSeq and is a predicted model, not a curated record. NCBI's taxonomy places the organism in Eukaryota, Fungi, Basidiomycota, Wallemiomycetes, Wallemiales, Wallemiaceae. The transcript has 7 exons. The coding region runs from base 1 to 2592 and encodes 863 amino acids.
AUGUCCUCAUCUCCCGUCUAUCCGCUUAUUUGGACUAUUAGACGAGAUAUAACGAAGAUUAUAGAAACACCAUUCUCAUGGGAGCAGCUACAAUCUCCUCAUUUAACAUACAACGUUGUUCAAAUACUAGCCUUAAAAUAUGGAUCUCUUUAUCAUGAGAACUUGGCAGUUGUAUACUGCCUACUUGUUAACAGGGUUUACUUUAUCAGCGAAUCCAGUUCUCCGACACACAUGGGUGUCAAUGCGACAAGAGCUAAUCUCUGUGAACUACUCGCAUUAAAAGUAUUACGGAUUUAUGCUGAUAAAGCAUCAUCAAAGAUAGAUUUGGCGUAUGUAUUGGCAGGUCCAUUCAGGUUGUUCCAAGGUGCAUCAGAUGAAAUAAUACAGAAAGUACUCGAUGAGGAAGGCGAAAGUGCGCUUUUUAAAGCAAGCAACGCUCUCGAAAUAGCCAUAGUAGGAAACGCUAAAAGGUUUAUAAAAAGCGCCUAUUGCCAGAAAGUAAUAAAUUCAAUAUGGAAUGGCUCCGUUGUUUACACACCCGUUAACAAACACGCAUUCAUCAGUGAUUACUACAAAGUCAAACCAAUUACGUUCUUCAAUCCCCGCCAAUCACCUCUACUAGAUCAUUAUCGCUUGAAAGUACCUCGUAUUCGCUCCAUUAUUGAAUAUGUUAACUUCUGCAUUUUAUUCGCUUUGUUUGUCUUUGCUAUUGAAUCCAAUGAGCAACACUCACUCAAUGUGAUUGAAAUUGGCUUCAUAUUCUACGCCUUGGGUUUCACAUUAGAUAAAUUAGCAAGUACUCAGGAACACGGUUGGAAGGUAUACUCAGCAAAUCUAUGGAAUGGCUUCGAUUUGCUUUUUAUCGUAGAUUUCCUCCUAUACCUCUCAUUCAGGUUAUAUGGAAUCUGGUUUGAUCAUCCUAAAUACUCACUACUGGGCUUGGACGUCUUGUCUUGCGCUGCUGCAUUGUUAUUCCCACGAUUAGCGUUCGUCACGUUGUCGAACAACUUAAUGAUAUUAUCUAUACGGGCCCUUUUCUUAGAUUUCCUAUUCCUCAUGGCACUCGCAUUUUUCUGCUUUACAGGGUUCCUCUAUGCACUAUGGACACUCGGUAGAGGUGCUUACACCUGGCAAGAAUUAGCAAAGUACAUGAUGUUCAUCUGGUUCGGUUUAGAUGGAACAGGAUUCACCAUAUCGCCAAACCUUCAUCCAAUCUUUGGACCAGCGUUGAUUGUCUUAUAUGCAUGUAUAAGCAACACAUUGCUAUUGACGGUCUUAGUAUCAAUUCUAUCAACUACAUUUGCAAAAAUAGAUGCGGAUGCAGAAGCUGAAUACAUGUUUCGGCAAGCCGUCCAAACAAUCGAGGGUGUCAAAAGUGAUGCUCUAUUUGGAUACCAGCCGCCACUAAAUAUAUUCGCAUGGCUGAUUAUGACACCAGCUAAAUGGAUAUUGACACCUCGUUGGUUCCACAAAAUCAAUGUAUUCAUGGUUAGGGCCACAGCAGCUCCAAUAUUACUUUUUAUAUCACUGUAUGAGAGGUAUGAACCUGAAACACUUCGUUCAGUACUACCAUUUUAUAAGAGAAUUCAAGCGAUUGCAGACAAGAUUGGUGACAGCUUACCACGUAAAUUGAAGAACCUCACACUUCUCGAAGGGCUUGUUGGGUCAAGCAAAGAUGUCACAAUAGCAUUUGAGUAUCAUCCAGAUGAAGGAUGGGAUGAAGAUGAAGAUGAUGAUGAUGAUCUGGAUACAUUCACCAAACCCAACGUCAGUCAGGAUGAAGUACACAGAGCGACGACAGUCGCAAGGGAACAACAUUAUGGUACAGAGGAAAAUGAAUUACAUCGACACAUGUGCGAAGAAAUCGAACAAAGACGACUUAGUCAGAUGCCAUCAAGAAAUGAAGGUAAAGCAAUGCUGUCGCCUCAAACAAUUCAGAAUGAAAGGAGGCACGAUGAGCGAGAGGAGCGAGAGGGGCUAAUCAAUGUCGGGUUGAGUAAAAGUGUAGACAGGGAUCCACCAGCCAUCCCUCCUCGAACGACGUUCAAUGACCUUGAAAAUAGCGACGGAUUAUCACACGAUGUCGUCAGUCCUCUCUUAAGUCAGGAAGAUAUGCCAGUUGGCUUACGUUCGCGAAGAAAAACAGAUGGUACGGCACUCCUGCGUUCAAAAACGCUUGAGUUCUAUGGCGAAAAUAUGAAAUCACAACGUGCACAGAAGUCAUUUACUGAUAGACCGCGUAGAAUGUCAAAUGUGGAACAUACACUGAGUCGUAACAUAGGUAGUCUCAAUAGCCCACUAGCCAAGGCGUUCUCAACAAGGCCAUAUGCCUGGAAUUAUCGAAGACCAAUGUCACAUGAAUCUAAUAUAUCUACAAAUCACAAUGGUGGUUUGAUCCCACCACGUAGAUCUCAAAGCGCUAGCACAUCACCAAAUCCGACUCAAAGUGUUUUGCAUAGCAAUGAACACAAUAGAGCCUCUUAUCAUGUUAAUGACAAGCUUGCCGCCAUAGAUGCUAGACAAGUUCGCAUGGAAGCCUUACUUGAACGACUAGCAAAAAGUGUAGAAUGGACUCCCGGUCCAUCAACCUAA